AUGAAUGAUAAGCGUUGGAGUGACUUAGACAGUGCUGUGCAUAGCAAGCUAAAGGCUUGUACCAAUCUAUCCAUUUCUGAGAAAGUUAAAACACUCGAAACUUUAAUUUACGAAGAGGCUUCAAAAAUAUUUGGUUGCCGCUCCUCAAAUCAAACAAAAAACAUUGCCAGUAUUAACAGGCGUACAAUACGUUCCAUUAAUCUGGUUAAGGAGAAAAAUGUUCUGUUGGCGCAGAUUGCCUCAUCAACCAUCAAGGAGGAACUAACUGCCUUGCAAGAACUGUUGCAACAAGUUCGAAUAAAAAUAAGGGUGAUGCGUCGAGGUAAGAAACGAAGAAGAAGAAAGUGGAGCUUUAAGAACGCCCAAAAGGUUUUUAGGAAUGAUCCCUACAAAGCAGGAAAGGACCUGCUUAACCCUAAAUCAGAUAUUCGUCUUUGUGUUGAACAGUCUGUUCUGGACAACCAUAAAUUAUCUAGCUUAUCUGAUAAUUUUCACGACUCUUCCCUUCCCCUUCUUCCAGGUCUUCCACCACCUCCGCAGAUCAAGAAAGCUUUCUCAGCCACAUCUUUCAAAUUUUCUGAUUUUGCAAGUGUUUUAUAUACGCGUAGGAACGCCUCAGCUCCUGGGCUAAAUGGCAUAUCUUACAAAGUGUACAAAAAAUGUACGAAAAUUUCAUCCUUCUUGUUUAAUGUAUUUAAGUGUUGUUUAAAAAAUUGUGUUGUGCCUCUUCAAUGGCGUCAUGCCGAAGAAAUUUACAUUCCCAAAUCCAAAACUCCUGUACCAUCUAACCUAAAAGAUUUUCGACCUAUAGCCCUCCUAAAUGUCGAAGGAAAAUUAUUUUUUAGUAUUUUUUUAAGGCGACUAGAAACACAUGUCAUCCACAACAAUAAGUUUAUUAACACGUCCGUUCAAAAGGGGUGCAUGGCGAAUGUUCCUGGCUGUUGGGAACACAUGUCGUCAAUCUGGACAGCUUUGAAAGAUGCACGCUCUGCAAGAACUGAUCUUGCCACCAUUUGGUUGGAUAUCGCAAGUGCGUAUCCCUCAAUACCGCACAGAUUAAUCUUUUUUGCUUUGGAAUGGUAUGAUAUAUCUCCUAGUUGGAUUGCCAUUGUAAAGGAUUACUAUUCUGGGCUGUACAGCAAAUCAUUCUCCAAAUCUGCUCCAAGCAAUUGGCACCAGCACUUCAGGGGCAUCUUCGCUGGCUGCACCCUGUCUAUCGUCUUGUUUUUAUCAGGCAUAAAUGUUAUUUUGGAGUAUACGCUGGCAACAUCUGUGUCAUGCUACAUCACCUCUAACAGAGUAUCCUUACCUUUAAUAAGGGCUUUCAUGGACGACAUAAACAUCAUGUCUUCUUCUGUUGCUGGAACACAAUAUAUCCCAUCUAUUCAUGCCUCGCCAGUGCGAUUUUUAGGCCGGAUUAUUGAUUGUUCUAUCUCAGACAGAAAGUCCAUCAACGAAUUGGAGGAAAAGCUGAUGGAAGGGCUUGGUGUCAUUAAUAAGUCCUUAUACACUGGAGCACAAAAACUUUGGAUCUUGCAACAUCUUUUGAUCCCGCGAAUUCAGUGGCCACUUGUUGUUUCAGAAACUGAUUUGUGGAUAUAUGAUAUAUUCUAUUAUUUUCUGCAUUUUCCUAAUGCCAUGUCUUAUAAUAUUUUUGUUCAUAAGGCCACACCACAAUAG
Molecule: messenger RNA, 1680 nt
Organism: Hydractinia symbiolongicarpus
Lineage: Eukaryota; Metazoa; Cnidaria; Hydrozoa; Anthoathecata; Hydractiniidae
Exons: 3
Coding region: 1-1680 (559 amino acids)
Source: RefSeq, a predicted model, not a curated record